Plodia interpunctella (Indianmeal moth) is the source of this 3635-nucleotide messenger RNA. It is a transcript of the gene Ack-like, whose product is annotated as Activated Cdc42 kinase-like. The record is from RefSeq and is a predicted model, not a curated record. Gene Ontology annotation, molecular function: protein tyrosine kinase activity; ATP binding. Bases 240 to 3635 code for a protein of 1131 amino acids. Gene Ontology annotation, biological process: protein phosphorylation. The transcript has 26 exons. Lineage: Eukaryota; Metazoa; Arthropoda; Insecta; Lepidoptera; Pyralidae.
UGAAGGCAUCUCAUCUGGCUGGCUCGUCUCGUCUCGCUCGCCUCGACUUUCAAGCCAAAGCGUACAGCUACAUACCUAGCGUAUCUACAUAUACGUACAAUACACACAUCCAUACUGGGUCUCCGUGUAUGGCCCGCUUGUAGAAAUUGAGAAUGCGCUUUUGCAUUUUUCUAAUUAUUUAUACUUUUAUUUGAUUAUUUAAUAGCUUUCUCCCUUCUGUCUUCUCUUGUGUUGUCAUUAUGGAAAGCCUUGGUGAAGAUCGUGGAAAUUUAAAAGAAUUUCUUCAAGAAGCUGAGCUUGAGCAGUAUUAUGAGCUAUUCAGAGAUAUACUGAAAGUCAGCAAAGUUUCACAGUUGAAAUUUGUGGUAACAGAAGAUCUAGGCCAAAUAGGAUUGUCUAAACCUGAACAACGGCGUUACAAAAAAAUAUAUUCAAAAUAUUUUCCGAAUCCUUAUAUAUCUAAGAUUAGAAAAUUAUUAAGUUCAAACAAAAAACAUGAUCCAUUUUCACAAGGACAUAGCUCAUUACCAUUGGACUUCCAGCCAUUUUCUGACAGCAAUGUCAAGGUACCGACAAAACACAUCAUAUCUAUCGAAGACAUCACCAUCAACAAGGAGUUGGGGAUGGGCCAAUUUGGAGUCGUUCAACAGGGAACCUGGAACACCGGCAGUCAAAGGUUACAAGUGGCUAUCAAAUGCUUGGGCCAUGAGCGUAUGACAUCAAACUCCACAGAAUUCCUAAAAGAAGCAGCGGUUAUGCAUAGUAUAGAACACCCGAAUAUUGUCAGGCUUUAUGGUGUUGUGUUACACUUGGACUCAUUGAUGUUGGUGACAGAGUUGGCCCCUCUGAGAUCCCUCUUAGAAUGCCUCCGCGAGGUAUCUUUGAGACCAAACUUUCCGGUGCCAAAUCUUUGCGAAUUCGCCGAACAAAUCUGUGAUGGCAUGACUUAUCUUGAAAACAAAAGACUGAUUCAUAGGGACUUAGCAGCAAGGAAUAUUUUAGUAUUUAGCAAAGAUAGAGUAAAAAUAUCGGAUUUCGGAUUAUCUAGAGCACUAGGCGUUGGGAAGGACUACUACCAAACGAAUUACAAUGUAAAUCUCAAAUUGCCUGUUGCUUGGUGCGCCCCGGAGUGCAUCCUAUACUUAAAAUUUACGUCGUCUAGUGACGUAUGGGCAUUUGGAGUGUGUCUUUGGGAAAUGUUCACAUACGGUUUCCAGCCAUGGGCAGCUUUCUCCGGACAGCAAAUAUUGGAGGCCAUUGAUGCUCCAAACUUCCAGAGACUAGAGCGACCAGAGUGUUGCCCAGAUGAAUAUUACACAACCAUGUUGGAAUGCUGGUCGCAGGAUCCUAACGACAGGCCAAAAUUCAAAGACUUAGGGCCCAAACUGAGGGAUAUACGACCAGAACAGGUUCAAACUACAGUUAAUUUUCAAAAAUCGGAAGAAGGAAGGCGAAGCAAUUUCCUCGAAUAUAAAUCUGGUCAAAUAAUCACUGUAUUGGGCAAAGAAAAUAUGACAAAAAGCUCGAUGUGGUAUGGAGUACUACCAGGCGGGGCAUGUGGUAUGUUCGAUCCGAUGCAAACCAAGCCUUACGUAAAAGAGAAACCUCUGUCGCUGGCGUCUCUGUCACCCCAUCCGCCCCGCGCGCGCUCCCUACGCUCCUCUCUCCUCCGUUCGGACGUGAAACGACACACGUAUACGGGGAAGAGAACCAUCCAACGCAACAUGAUCUCCAGCCCACAGGGAGACGUGAAGCACACGGGACACGUCGGCUUGGACGGCGCCUACUUCGGCGAUAUCUCCUUCUUGGACCCGGCUGGAUGCCCGCCUCGUCAGAUCGUGACGCCGUACAAGCCUUCCGAAGAUCUGGAACAGGUGCCGCUGAUCAACCCCAAUUCGCCCUCCCAUCUCACGGGCGCCUCGUGCACUCCGCCUUACCCUCUAUUGAGUCCUAGAAUAGACACCAGUAACUGUGAUGAGGUUGAUCUGCCAUAUCCCGAAACUAAAAAUAAGAGCCUCAAGAAAAGUCACAAGUCCAUUUUAGAGCCAACGACUAGUAAAAGUAUAUUGAACAAGGUGAAAUCUGCGACGCUGGGGCGAUCAAAUAAGACUGAUGAUUCGUCACACAAAACCGACGAGGUACACGAGUACCACGAAAUAUCCGACACUGAUACCGAGAGUACAGCCACGGAUAAUCCUAGGCCAGAAAACUUAGUAUUGCCCGAAAGUCCUGGUAUUCCAAAGGGCUAUGCAGAUUUUAGUCAAAGCUUAUUGGACGAAAUGGAAUCCAUGUUUCGGAGUCUCGAUGGUCGGCGAAAAGACGAAGGUUCUAAUAGGACUUUCGAUAUUGACAGUGCUUUAAGGUCACAUACGUUAAACAAGUUGGAAAAGAAGAAGGGCUUCCACACGGGCACCAUGAAGCCGAUGUCUGCCCACGACGAGAAGACGCUCGACACUGCAGUUGCCUUGGCGAACGAAAUCACUACAAAGUCAAUGAACGACCUAGAUGGGGACAGCAAGCUGCCGAACUCCCCGAGCGACCGCUCCAAGUUCCAUUUCAAGUUUCCGCUGGUCCCCUUCCACCACAACACUCCCCAUGAGUCCGAUAAAGAUGCUGUUGCUAAACAAGAAAGGCGCAAUUUUAGCGAGGAAGCUAACAGCGUGCCGGAUAUUCAGUCCACUAUAACUGAAGAAAGCAAGCUAGCUUACACGAGCCUCAUCGAGCAGCCGACGCCCUCGUGUUCUCUCAUAUCGACCAUGCAGGAUGCAACGCUGGCCAAAACGUCGACCGUUCCCAAACCAGCGCCGAGGACUAUAGAACCGAGGCCACAGUUUCAUUCGUUGCAGAAACAAAUGCCUAUUCGCAACAGACAACAUUCGGCAAGCGAAGCGGAGCGUGAUGCGAAACUGGCCCGUGAUAGUAAUUCACAAAACGCGCUACCUCUUCCACCGCGCACCAACCAAACGAAACUCAUUGACAAACCGAGACAUAUCAGGAGAUAUCCUCUGAAACUACCCACCAAAACAGACCCGCCCACCGGCACAGCUCAGCCAAUCAUAUACCAGAAUACCGUCAUUUUAAAAUCCAAUGAAUCUAAAAAGGAAAUAGCAGAAAACCAAAAUGGCGUCGAUGUGUUUGACGGAGUGGAGAAAUCCAAGGUUGAUACGAACCCUUUCACUAACGCGUCGGCCAAUCCUUUCAAUUGUUAUUUGAAGAAAUCUUUGUCUGAAGAAGAGAAGGCUGAGGGUGAGCAGUAUUUUGAAGAGGGAUCGUUGGUUAAAGACUGUGACCAUGUGUCCGUGGAAGAUCUGCUAGAGUUCGCAGACCAGAAGCCUUGCGGCCGCCAACGCGGCGUCGAGUCUGAUGAGGUCCGCAUCAUGUGCAAGGUGCUCAAACAACAGGUGACCCCUGAACAGUGUCUGGAAGCAUUAGAGUUGAGCGACUGGAACGUUCACAAUGCCAUUAAGCUGAUGCGCGUGAAGUUAGCAGUAGGAGAGUGCGAGCUGUCUGCGUGCGUCGCUGAACUGGGCACCGCGGGAGGGGAUAUCGGCAAGGCGUGCGCGAGACUAGUGCAAAAAACUAACGCAAUAAAUCAUAAAAAUUAUUUCGUCUUUAUUUUGUCGCUGUCCUCAUGA